AUGGCUCUUCAUCUCUCCCUCCUCCUCCUCCUCCUCUUCCUCAUCCUCACCCUCAUCCUCUUUGUACUCUCAGCAGCGAGGCAUGUGUCUGUGCAGACAGGAGGCUCCAUCACCAUCCCAUGUCAAUAUGAUCCGAAUCACAUCAACCAUGUGAAAUACUGGUGUAAAGGAUUACUUUGGGACGGAUGUUCUUAUGUGGUACGCACUGACCAUCCUAAGAUCAGUGGUAAGGCCUCAAUCUCUGAUGACAUCAACAAGAGAAUCUUCACUAUGACCAUGACUAACCUGAAGUCACGGGACUCUGAGAAUUACAGGUGUGUUGUGGAGAUCAAUGGAGGACCAGAUAUCAGGAUACAUUGGUUCUACCUAUCUGUCACUUUAGGUACUCCAGGACUCUAUGUGGACCAACAGGAAGUGACUGGAGUAGAAGGAGGGAGUGUCACUGUCCGUUGUUACUAUAGUAACUCUGGAGAUAUGAAGUGGUGCAGGAUGGGUGGUGAUUGUGUGAGUUUGUAUUAUUGGACUUUACAUGGAACAUCAGUGACAUUAAAGCGGACUAGUGAUGCCAACAACAGAAAAGUCUUAACAGUGACUAUGGGUGGACUGAAGAUGGAGAACACUGACUUGUAUUGGUGUAGAGUGGGAGAACUAGAGUUGCCUGUUCACAUCACUGUCAGUCAACAAACUGCAACACAGAGAACCACUACAAUGACGUCAACAACCCAAGCUCCAACCAAUCAACAACCCUCUGCCUCUCCAACUGCUGAGCCUGUUCAGAUUGACAACACAAGUCAAGGAGCUGAUGGGAACAUGGAGGACGUCCACCAGAGGUCCAUAGAUGUGAAAGUCCUUUUGAUUCCUUGGGGCAUGUUGGUGGUGGUGACAGCUGGUAUCCUAGUCACAUGGAAGAUGUGGACAAAGCAUAAGGACAAUAAGGCCAAGGACCAGACAACUAACAAAUCAGUGUCUGCUGACCCUGAGCAGGACAUUUCAUACAGCACAGUGAGCCACACCAGAGAAACACCACAGCAGCACCAUCUUCAGAGGAAGCUGCACACAUGGAGAUGUUUCCCCACGUUGUCCAGGAACUUGGACGGUCGCCCGUUGGCCGAUGAGAUUCCACCCACGGCGCUGAGUUUUGGCCAGGUUGAAGCCCGCUUCAUCAACAAAGAUAUCAUUCUGAUGGUUAACAGAAUCAUCACCAUCACCCUCUAA
This is a messenger RNA of Coregonus clupeaformis (lake whitefish), 1215 nucleotides long. RefSeq names its product polymeric immunoglobulin receptor-like. Gene Ontology annotation, molecular function: transmembrane signaling receptor activity. Gene Ontology annotation, cellular component: plasma membrane. The record is from RefSeq and is a predicted model, not a curated record. NCBI's taxonomy places the organism in Eukaryota, Metazoa, Chordata, Actinopteri, Salmoniformes, Salmonidae. The transcript has 8 exons. Bases 1 to 1215 code for a protein of 404 amino acids.